AUGGGCUUUGUGUCUCAGAUCUCCACAGAGGAACUCAAGUCUGUGGCACUGAGGUACUGGAAGCAGGCGCUGCAGAUGACAAAGCCCAAGAAAGUCCUGGCAGAGAUGUUGUUGGAAAUGAUUGACACUCUGUCCAAAAGUGUUUUGGAACGCUUAAGUGGACCAGAGUUCACCCUGGUGUCAGAGGAAGAGGUAGCCAUAGCUAUUGAGUCCUGUCUGACUGAUGUCUUUCAUUUCGUAUUGGGCACCACACACCACGCAUGUGCUCCGCUCUUCAAGGCCUUGAGCACAGAAGUGUGGGCCAGUGUCAACUCUGGGCUGAGCCAAAAUGGAACACAGUCCAUAACCUCAUACCUGCCCCCCAAAGAACAUCUGAUCACAAUGAUAAAUCAUAUCAAGCUAUUAUUGCGUUUCGCCAGGGAUCAGGAACAUCAGCGACGCCGCUCUGAGCCGGUGCCUAAAGUUGAAGAGCAGACCAAUGAUGUGCGACAUCACAGUGCCGACUUCACCACACGUGACCCUCAAGUCUUUGAGGAAAGUGAAUGCAUGGAUUCUCAGGGUCAAGAGAACAAGCCAGAGCAGCUGCUGAGACCAGAGGAUGCAAAAUCUAAGGACAGGGAAGCCGCUUCACCGGUGGAAUUCCUAUGGAGCGACCAGGAUUGGUGUUACCUGCUGCAAGAAGUUUGCUCUCAGGUGUUGCCCAACUCAAAGGAAACUGAUAGAGAGCAGUUCUUUCAGCUGCUCCUGAAGAAUGUGGAGCAACAAAAAUCUGGAUAUAGUGUUAAGCUCAAACCUGAUCAGCAUCACAUCAAAGAAGUAGCUGAUGCAAUAUACCAAGAUGUGAGUGAGAAAUUGGGGGACUGGAUGCAUUUUAUGGUCUUUAUGUAUUCUGAGUACAGUGCCACCAUCAUCACAGACUGCAUCCUGAAAUGGGUAAGCGUGCAACAACUAAGCUCCAUCCAGGAAAGAGCCUCACCGGAGUCUUUCAAUGAGAGCUGCGUAGAGAUCAACACACCUCAGAAACCAGAGACAUGUUGUACAGGUAGUAGAUUUGUAUUGACCAACAAAAUGGUGCAAAUGUUGUGGUUGGACUAUAAGGCCCUCUGUGACGUGAACGCCAUUCAGGAACUUGAGAACCAGAAGCAGAGAAACCUUGCUGCACCAGUGGAUUUGAGGCCAAUCCAGAGGCCAGAUGAGGUAAGAGAUGAACGCACAGCAGCUGACCAGUUCGUCUGGAGCGAUGACGACUGGUCCAACCUGGUUUUUGAGUUGUCUACUCGAGUGUUUGGCAUCAGAAACCCGCAGGAACUGGCUAGGUGUUCCAAGUUGCUCUUUGGGCAUGUGCAGACAUUAAAGAAUCAGUGUGAUGUGCGGGUAAAACCUGAUAAGAACAACAUUGUAGAUGUGGCAAAACACAUUUACAAAGACCUAAGCCAAUUUCACUCCAAGAAGGCACUGCGUAUGUUUGCCUCUUCCGACCCAGAUCUCAUCAUAGCGGCCAUUGCCAAACAUCUAGAGAUGAUUCCUAAGAAGCGCACAUUGGGCAUCGUUCUGAGGUCCGUGUGUCGGGCCAUCUUCAUGUGGUGUUAA
Molecule: messenger RNA, 1590 nt
Organism: Knipowitschia caucasica
Lineage: Eukaryota; Metazoa; Chordata; Actinopteri; Gobiiformes; Gobiidae
Source: the annotation of a GenBank genome assembly